Molecule: messenger RNA, 5630 nt
Organism: Mus musculus (house mouse)
Lineage: Eukaryota; Metazoa; Chordata; Mammalia; Rodentia; Muridae
Gene: Slc38a6
Product: solute carrier family 38, member 6
Exons: 11
Coding region: 3255-4121 (288 amino acids)
Biological process (GO): L-glutamate transmembrane transport
Cellular component (GO): plasma membrane; synapse
Source: RefSeq, a predicted model, not a curated record
GAUUAUUUGUUUACCACUUAGAACACAGGAUGUCAGCGCCAUCUUGUAACGGCGAAUGUGGGGGCGGCUCCCAACAAAGAGCCACUUAACCUAUGAGUUGCCUCCCACACUUGUUCUCCCGUUUGUAAUCUAAAUGGAGUCCAUCUUGUAAAUGGCUAAACUAGUUUCUAAGAAGUAAGUCUCAGAGGGAGUCACUUCUCCCCAAUGGGAAGGAAGUCCAGUUCUCAUUACUCCUGGGGUGUAGAGGGAGCACAUGAGCCUUAGGUAACACCAGGGCUUUCAUCUUCAUAAUCUAAAUAGACAGCGCGCUACUCGAGGGCAAAGGCUUUAGUCAGGCGUCCCCAAGAACAUUUUCUUCCUAGAGAGCAGAAUGUUUACCCUAUCUCUGGUUCACUUCCUAAGAAAAGAAUGAAGAAGAAGAAAAUGUGCAUAAGACAAUGCCCCAGGUCAGGACCCGAGUUCAGAUCCCCAGCACCCAUGGAAAACCUGGACGUAGCCAAAUAUUCCUGUAACCCCCGUGCUAAGGGAGAGUGCAGAAACGGGUUCUCACCAACAGCUAGCUCUAAGUCCAGUCAGAGACUGUCCCCUGAAACCAGGUAAUCACCUGCAGGAUACUGCAUAUCCCGCACAGCAUAUGUACUUCAUCACCAAGCACAUGGGUGCAUGCGUAUGCAUACAGCAGGGCACACAACAGCUGAAGCCAUAACAGCAACAACAAAGACACACCCUGGUUGAGUUAAUGACCUGUAGGUGUGUGUCCUUGUGUCUCCGGUGGCACUCUGCCAUUAGCUCACAGUAGUAGUUCCCUCAUCCCUGCAUCUCAUCAGUGCAGCCUGAGAGUGUAAGCCGUGGAGUCUGUCACUGUUUACAUAGGUGUCCAUUCUAAGUAAGCAGCUGCACUGGGCAGAGUGUACCCAGAGUGAGGACUUGUUAGAUUCUGCUUGUACUUUGUCCCUAUUCUAUUAUUGAUCCGAAAUUCCCAUUUUCUUCCCUCUGGCUAUGAUGUGUGGUUGGAUAAUAUCAUUUUCAGAAUCAAAGAAAUCGUUUUUGAAAAAUUUAAGGAAUGUUUUUUAAAUUGUCUUUAAAUUUGUGUGUAUACUUUUCAGAUGAGUUUAUAUUGAGUAGUGCUAUGCCAUAUACUGUAGUAAGCACAGAAAAAAAUAUAUAGGCAGACAUUCAUUCUGGCUUUCUAAACAUUAAAUACCUAAUUUUAGCCAAGGAAUGGAGAAGGGGUUAGUUCUAAGAUGCUGUAUUUGCAGUAUAUUCAUAGAAAAUAGAGGUAUUUCCUGUGUGGCCGGUGGGUUUCAUUUGCACUGCAAGCGAUACACACAAAGUCAGAACUAUCUUCCCACAAACAACUGGAUUUCUAGGAACUCAUUUGAGCUGAGGUGCAAGCUGCCUUGUAGAAAACUCAGAGUGGCCGUGACCACUGUCUUAGGGUUACUGUCACUGUGAUAGAACAUCAGAAACAAACGCAGACUGGGAGGAAAGGGUUUAUUUGGCUUAUACUUCCAGGAAACAGUCCAUCACUGAAGGAAGUCAGGGCAGGAACUCAAACAGGACAGGAACCUGGAGACAGUAGUGAUGCAGAGGCCAUGGAAGGGUGUUACUUACUGGUUUGCUCCUCGUGGCUUGCUCAGAAUGCUUUCUUAUAGAACCCAGAGCCACCAGCCCAGGGAUGGCACCACUGUAGGUGGGCUAGGCCUGCCCACAUCAUCACUAAUUAAGAAAAUCCCUGCAGGCCUGCGUAGCACCAUGUUACAGAGGCAUUUUCUCUGUUUCACCAGUGACUCUGGCUUGUAUCAAGUUGACAUAAAACCAGCUAGUACAAUAGCAUCUCUGGAAGGCUUACCAGAGUUUUAGAUCUUUGGCCUUCCUCUUCAGACUGCAGGGACUCUAGUUCUCACUAGUUUCCAGGAUAGGCAGAGCUUGUCCCAGGAAGAAUUCCCUGUAGAGGUGAACCUUACGUGUGACCUGUCCUCGGUCUGUGGAGGCCUGCAUGAUUCAAGGUAGCUAGUCAGCUCCAAAUGUUUGCUGGUGGUCACAGCCCAGGUGUUGAGUGGUCAGGAGGCCCAAGACAGUCUAAUAUUUAAACACUUCCUCUCGGUUCUCCAGGGAGCUCAUCCAAGUCCAGAAACAAGAGCCAACAACAGGCAGCUUAGUCAUGGACAUACUUUAACUCAGAUCUUUUUUUAUUGUUAGCCCAUUGCAGACUUUCGUAUUCUGUUUGUUUGUUUGUUUGUUUGUUUGUUUGUUUGUUUUUCAAGACAGGGUUUUUUUUUGUGUAUAGUCCUAGUUGUCCUGGAAUUAGCUUUGUAAACCAGACAGAGAUCCACUUGCCUCUGCCUCCUGAGCACUGGGAUUAAAGGUGAGCUACCCCUGCCUGGCUCAACUUUUAUACUCUUGAAAUUGUGAAAAUCACUUCCUGGUUUACUAAAUCCUAGAUGAUGUGGCAACAUUGGAUCCACUUUCUCAAGUGUCUGACUGGAGAGGAAGACUGGGUAGGAAGCAGAGGGAGGGGCCUCCAGUCACUGUCCUCACCACACCUGCUGCUUUACACUUAGUUUAUUUCACUCUUUAAGUUUGAAAUAUUUUGCUUCAAUUUUCCUGCUCUGAUCAUUAUAUCCUAGCGUUUUCUGUUGUGGUUUCUUUAAUCUUUGAGACUGGGAUGUCCACAGGACAAGCCGCUGUCAGAAGACUUAUCAGUUCCUUUAUGUACUAUAUAUAGUGUUGGCACCACCCACUCCAAUCUGUUUAUGGAGAUAUUAAAGGGAGACUUUUUAAAUAUACAUUAAUUUCAUGUAGUACACUGGGUCUCAAUCUGUGGACCACAGCCUUUUUGGGAGUUUAACAGCCCUUUCGCAGGGACCACCUAAGACCAUUGGAAAACACAGGUAUGUGCAUUACGAUUCAUAACAGUAGCAACAUAAUGGCAUGAAAUAACAAUGAAAAUAACAUUAUGAUUGGGGGUCACCACAACAUGAGGAACUGUGUUAAAGGGUCACAGCCUUAGGAAGGCUGAGAAACACUGAGGUAGGACAAACAGCUGAUAAAAUUAAUUCUUUGCAAUCUGUCUCUUUGGUCAUGAAUUCUGCAUCUAUCUUUGUUGGAUUUGAUAUUGGACUUUAAUAAAAAUCUUUCCUUUUCUACUGUUUUUCCUUUUAUCUUCUGAAUAUAUUUGUUCUCUUCUAGGUGGUGGUGGCAGGCACCAUAAUAAUUCAGAAUAUUGGAGGUCUUGGUAUCUUGAUGGACAGAUGUUGCUGAUCAUCAUCUGUGUAGGCAUCGUGUUUCCUCUCUCACUGCUUCCCAAGAUAGGCUUUCUUGGCUACACAAGCAGUCUAUCAUUUUUCUUUAUGGUGUUCUUUGCUCUUGUGGUAGUAAUUAAAAAAUGGGCCGUUCCUUGUCCUGUGACCUUAGAUUGCAUCAAUGAAGUCUUUCAGAUUUCAAACGCAACAGAUGACUGUAAACCAAAGCUCUUUCAUUUCUCCAAAGAGAGCGUUUACGCCAUACCAACCAUGGCUUUUUCCUUUCUCUGCCAUACCUCAGUAUUGCCCAUAUACUGUGAGCUUCAAAGCCCUUCAAAGAAAAGGAUGCAGAAUGUGACCAACACAGCGAUUGCGUUGAGCUUUCUGGUUUACUUUGUGUCUGCACUCUUUGGCUACCUCACUUUUUAUGACAAAGUGGAGUCAGAAUUGCUACAAGGUUAUAGUAAAUACUUGCCACAUGAUGUUAUUGUCAUGGCUGUGAAGUUGUGCAUACUAUUCGCCGUGCUUCUGACAGCCCCUCUAAUCCACUUCCCUGCCAGGAAAGCUUUAAUGAUGAUCCUGUUCUCCAAUUACCCGUUCUCCUGGAUCCGACAUUCCCUGACCACAGCAGCGCUCAACGCCAUCAUCGUGGUGCUCGCCAUCUAUGUCCCGGACAUUAGAAAUGUAUUUGGUGUGGUUGGCGCCAGCACAUCGACAUGCUUGAUUUUUGUGUUCCCAGGGUUAUUUUAUCUUAAACUCAGCCGAGAGGACUUCCUCUCCUGGAAAAAGCUUGGGGCUUUGUUCCUGCUCCUCACAGGCGCUGUGGUCGGAAGCUUCAGUUUAGUGCUCAUCAUUUUUGACUGGGUCAACAAAUGAAAAAGUUUUUAUUAUGAAGACUAACUUACCUCUCUAUAAACAAGAAGGGAUCAUUGUGGAAGGUGCCAUAUAUGAAAAUUACACUCAGGAAAACUGUUAAUAGGGAAGCCGGACAGAGCAGCAAUAGGAAUUUAGCCAUUUUAAUUUUAACCAAAAUUAGAAAUACUCAAAAUACUUGAAAUGUUCUUAAAUGUGCAGAGUCACUCUUUUGUUUGGAAGUUUCAUUUUCUGUGUUUUGUUCUGUGUCUGAAGCAGGACCUAGCUGUGUAGACCAAGCUGGCCUUGAACUCACAGCAGUCUGCUAUUGGGAUUUGGUUCUAAGACAAAGGUCUUAAUUUGGUUCCCAAAGCCUGGCUUCCAGGCCUGAGGGUCCCUGUCCUCAGCUGGCUUCAAUUGAUAAUUUACAAAAAAAAAAAAAAUUGCCAAUGGCUGGACAGAAAAAUGGAGGUGGGACUUUUAGAUUGUACGGGCAAGGGACAGAGAGGGGGAGAGAAGAAUCGCCAUGAUUGAGGGGGAAAGGGAUCAGAUUUAAGAGCUGCAGGAGAAAGUUAUCCAGCAAUGUAGGUUGAAAGGGAAAGCAGCCCUGGGGGUUGGGGGUGGGGUGGGUGGGGCUGCUGCCCAAUAAGUAACUGGGCAGCACUCGGGAGGCAGAGGCAGGCGGAUUUCUGAGUUCGAGGCCAGCCUGGUCUACAAAGUGAGUUCCAGGACAGCCAGGGCUAUACAGAGAAACCCUGUCUCGAAAAACAAAAACAAACAAACAAACAAAACACACACACACACACACACACACACACACACACACACACACACACACACACAAAAUAAAACAAAAAACCCAUAGAUUUAGAAGGUGUUAAGCCAGGAAUACCAGAGGGAAAUGUAUGCUAGCCUCGGAGAGGACUAGAAGUGCCCAGCCAUUGAGCUAGUUAAGGCAUGUCAGAAUCAGCUGGAAUGUAGACUCAUUUGAGAAUCCAGAUAGCUCCUGGGCAGGCGCAGCUUGAGUGGGACUUGCCAGGAGCCAAAGCGGGUUAACCAAUCACCGCUACAGACUGCCUGCUGCUGCUCCUGCCAAGUGCUGGGGUUAGGAACUCUGCCACCAUCCUGGCACAUGCCUGGCAUCUGUGACUUAAAAAAAAAAGUAGCCUUUAUUUUUUUUAGAGUAGUUGUGCAUUUCCAUACGUAUUGAGCAAAUGAACUGAAAGAUUCUAUGUGACUUCUUACUCCAACUCUGUAGCUUUCCUGCUAUGAAUGAAUGCCUUGUGUCAGUGUAGCACGUGUUACACCCAGGGAUGCUAAAGUCCAAGGUUGACAUUAAAGUUUCUCUUGGCCACCACUGAUUUUCCUACCAGAAUGUCAUGAUUGGGAUCAUGUAGGACUGAGUGUCAUGUCCAGUCCUGAGUGAUGCCCCAUUAUAUGGCUGUAUCAUGUUUGUUGAUCCACUCACCUCAUGGAAGACCUUUCUACUACUUCCAGGUUUUGCCAGCCAUCAAUAAAAGCACUAAAAAUGCU